This is a messenger RNA of Nematostella vectensis (starlet sea anemone), 4974 nucleotides long. Its product is annotated as galanin receptor type 1. The transcript has a single exon. The record is from RefSeq and is a predicted model, not a curated record. Gene Ontology annotation, cellular component: membrane. Gene Ontology annotation, biological process: G protein-coupled receptor signaling pathway. Bases 2908 to 4257 code for a protein of 449 amino acids. Gene Ontology annotation, molecular function: G protein-coupled receptor activity. Lineage: Eukaryota; Metazoa; Cnidaria; Anthozoa; Actiniaria; Edwardsiidae.
AACUUUGCACACUCUAGAUUUCUUAUUGAGCGCGUGGAGUCCGCUAUCGUAAAUAUUACAAUGCGACGUGCGCUACCGUGGUAACCUGAUGAUGGUCACCAAAUGAACCAAUGAGAAUGCGAGCUUACUAUCUGAUUGACAGGAGCUGCACAUCAGACUUCAGCGGAAUCCACCUAGUUAUGUUCUUGGUGUCAAUCAACUGUGGUUCUCGCAUGCUGAUUGGUUAACUUUCUUUUUUAAACUUUGUGUUUGUGACACAGUAGCACUAUAAGGCUUCUAUUUCGCCAAUGCAACAACCGUAAAAAACGAGAAUAACUUAUAAUUGUCAUGUUUACUAAUUUCCUCCAAUCUUAAAGACGAAAUCAAGACUUCUCCACACUGAACGAAUGGAAGCUCAGGCCUAGUGUAGACGCCGUUCUAAUUACGUGUCGUUCCAAAUAUAAAUGAAUGCAAAUGAAAAUGAAACAAUUGACUUCGUUAAUGUGCAUUUAUUUGCAUUUGGAACGGUACAUGAAAAGAACGGCGUCUAAACUGGGCUUCAGUUGCAUGGUAAAUAAUUAAAAUUUUGGCCAGGGUUCAUUAAUAUCUACUUCGUUAGCAAUUUAACGAUUUUGAUACUCAUUUAUCUUAAAUAACUGGGUCAUCGUGUAGAGUAAGGAUAUUGCGGUAUUAAACAAUGCCGCCAGUUUGAACCCUAUUUUCGAUAGAGGUGCGUUCGGAAUAAGAUUUUCAUCUACUUUCAAAGCAACCUAUGGUUUCAUCUCCUCACUCCGAGAUCAUGAUGUUGUCGUAAUAAUGAGUAUAAAACAUGUCUUUGAAGCUACUUAAGCACUUCCCUGGAUAAACACUCAUUUUGAUCACACAUUAAAAAAACAUAUCCCCUUUAAACAUGCAAGAUACUAAAUUGGCCGGGUUCUGAAAAUAAAAAUGAAAUAAAAUCAAAAGAAAUAUGAGGUACUGUAAUAUUAAAAUGGUAUAAUAAAAUUUUUCCAGGAUAAACUUUUUUGGUAUUUCCUUCAAAUUUGGCAUAUAUUUCAAUACACUUCAUAAUGUGUAAGUGAAUGGCAUAAUAAAAUUCUAUCAGAUUAAACGUGUUUUGGUAUUUGCAGUAAAAUCCCCUUUUGCAUAUAUUUCAAUUUCUCUGUAUUAAGGUAUCAAUACCGAAAAUAGAAUACGAAAGUUUCGGGCAUAUCUUUCAGAUAAAGUUGAUAAAUAUGUCUAUGGAUUCGGAAUACACCUCAAACUGCGGUGUUUUUUUUCGAAAAAAAUUUUUUUGCAUAGUCACGAACAAAAAAUAUGAAAGCAAAAAGUAAAUCCCCUUUGAUGACAGGCCACUUUUUCUGAGGUAUCCUUUAUUUUGUCUUUUUGAGGUUAAGGUAUUGUAAUAGUCAGCAUAAGCGAUGGUUUGGUUCAGAUAGCAUAUUACUUCUAUUUCGUUAGCAUAAGCGAUGGUAAAUUCAGAUAGCUGGCUUCUAUUUCGUUAGCAUAAGCGAUGGUAUAUUCAGACAGCUCAUUUCUAUUACGUUAGCAUAAGCGAUACUAUAUUCAGGUAGCGCACUGCUAUUUUCGUUAGCAUAAGCGAUGGUAAAUUCAACACCACUUAUGGCUCAUUUCCCUGGGUUAAGGUGUCAUGAUAGCGUAGAGCUUUUAACUUCGGGUAUUUUCCAAGUUAAGGGAGGCUGCUCAUAAAUCUUAUUUUACUUCUUAUUAUAGUGUUUCCUGACUUUAACUGGUAAUCUAUAAACUACUGUAGAUUUAACUCGUCUACUUUACCAGCUUGGAAGCCAAAAGGUCUGUCUCGAAGAGACCCUUUCAUUGUUUGUACAAGGACAAACUGUCGACUGUACAAGUAGCUCAGCAAAUAUUUCGAUAGCUCUAGCGAACAUUGAUUGAGACCACAUGGGCGCAACACCCCUUGGGGUUCUUUCUAACAUUGUAAGCCCAAAGUUAUCCACUGGGUGGUUUAACUUCAUAGAAAAGCAAUCAAGUUAUUCGACAAGAACUGUAGUAUCAGUAAACAAAUAAAAAUAGAAAAAAUGUUUGGUAUAAUAGCUCUUAGCAACAGAUAAUGAACUUUUAGUUUUCCUGAUUAUAAUCACUCAGACCGGAGCUAUAGUUCUUUUAAUCAAAGUGGUUUCUCCUGCGGUGUUUUCAUUCGAGAAAAAUAGAAAAACAGAAAUGCUAAGCUAUACAGUAUAAAGAUUAUUUGUCGGCGCUUUGAGCUAAGGGUUUGUAAAACCCGGUGUUUUCAUAAAACAUUGAACACUCAAUUCUUCCCUAUAAUUGCCAAAACCCACUGCUUAUAUUUGGUGUUGAUAGCUUUGUGUGUGGAAGUAUUAAAUGCGUGGUUGUGUACCCUCAAAAGAGGUGUCGAAACCACGCAGAAUAUUAAUCAUAUGGAAUAGAAAGGAAUUUUUUCACAAAAACCUGUUAUUCUCCAUGGAAAAUUACCGCCGUCAUUUUCUCAGCUGAUGUAGCUAUGCCAUUAAAAUAGCUCCUGAAGUAGAUGUAUGACCAACUCAUAACAAAUGUGCAUAAUGUAACUAUAUUGAGAGUUCUUAGAUAUAUCAUGUUUUGCCGGUAGCUGUCAGAAGUUUACGUAUGCAGCGCGUUUUGUAUAAUAGGCUAUGUAGGAUUAGAAGUGCGGUCAAAGCCGCGUGAUGAUUGGUGUUCCGCAAGAAAAAAAAACUUCCGAAUCAGUAUUUAAGUAGCGCGCAAUCAAAGGAGCCAAAGCGACUCGUAGCGGAUCAUUGAUAUUGUUUAACAAGUAUUCAUGAAAUAUUAUUGAACGUAAACAGAUUUGCCAUCUGGGUAGGAGUCGGGGAAGAACUUCAAAGAUGAUCGAGUUGACUUCAGAAGAUCGAUUUCGAAUGAGGGAAUAAUAGCGAUUUAUUGUCGGGGGUUGCGAUGGACUGGAAUAAAACAGCUCCCUCUAGCGCGCCUAUUUGGAACGAUACCAAUACCACAGCGGUUGAGGAAACAGAGGCAAGUCUCAACGUUAUCCAGCUUCUCUGCUUCCCCGUUAUCAUAGCGCUUGGUCUGAUCGGCAACUCAGUGAUAUGUUUGGCUGUGUACAACAGGUCGAGGUUACGAAUCAUAGAUUAUUUCAUCAUGAACCUGGCAGCUACAGAUCUGGCCACGUGUAUCAUCAGUGUACCUUUCGAUUUUGUAGAGAUUUUGUCCGCUAAAUGGCCUUUUGGCUCGUUCCUGUGUAAGAUUGUCUAUCCGUUGCAGACGAUGCUCAUCUCCGUCGCUGUGUACACAUUACUCUGCAUGAGUCUUGAGCGAAGACGGGCAAUUAUUCGCCCUUUUAAGCCUCGAAUAAAAAGCCGGCGGGUGCUACUAAUUAUUGCCUUACUCUGGGUCUUUAGCAUCUCACUUGUCGGCCCAUAUAUCGAUGUGCUGGCGCUCAAUACAAAUAGCUCACAGUGUAUUGAACGCUGGCCCGACGCUAUGUACCCGAAGGCUUUCACCCUUUCAGUGUUCGUGGUUCUCUACUUAUUCCCGCUGAUCGUAAUCGGGUCUAACUACGUCGCGAUCAGCGCAAAACUUUAUAAAGAUAUUCAACGAGUUCGUAAAGCGAUCGGUGAGGCUAGCGGUCAUGGGAAGAAGCCGCUUGCGAAAAGACGAUCUCAUCGAAAUAUGCGCAUUGUAAAGAUCUUCAUUGCACUUGUAGUCGCGUUCGCGCUCUGCAUGGCGCCCAAUCAUAUCAUGUGGAUUUGGCAUGACUAUGGGGAUGGAGGGGCAAAUCCUCAUUUCUCAACACUGCUGGUAUUCUCAAACAUUCUCAUGUACUCUAAUUCUGCCAUCAAUCCAUUCAUUUUUGUGUUUCUUCAUUCGCGAUAUUGCAAGGAUUUGUUCCGUUUUUGUCAUUGCAACUGGAGAAAAUUCUGCCCUGCGCGCAAAACCCCAAAACGCCACAUAAAAAAAGUCAACAAAAAGUCCCUCUUCAGUAACAAUAAUUUCAAGUCUAGAUGCCGGCCGCAGACGAAGAGAUACGAUCAAAAACAGGGCAUUUUGCAUCCGCGAAAUCUUGAGAGCAAUCUAUUAUUCAAAGAUCGUGUUUUUGGAAAGAGCUUAGAAAACGUCGAAGUGAGGGCAACGGCAUGGAGGCGUUUUGACGAGCUUGGGGCAAAAACAAAACUUGUUGCUGAACCAGGACUUCUACCAAGACGAAAACCAAGAGUGAAUUUCGGAGGAGAAAAAAUAAUUCAUAUUGACCAGGAAAAUAAUAUUGAAAUGGAAUCUGCUAUUUAGAUAAUCCAGAAGUUAUUUUAAUCUUUCACUCAUGUUUAUUGGAAAGGGUUAAACCGAUUUUAAUGUGACGGCUUGACAAGUCUGUCGUUAAAAAAUGAUAAGAAAACCAUCUGAAAAUAUGAAAAAGCAAGUUAAUCGAUUUUGCAAGGAAAUAAAAAAACAAGUAUAGACAGCCUUAUUUGUUCGAUUUUGCAAGGGAAUGAAUAACAACUACUAAUUAUCGGCUAUUUAAUGAUACCGCUAUACUGUUUCUUCUUAUAACUCAAUUUCUUUUUUAUUGACCAGUUUAAUCUCGAUCCUAUUUUCCCUUACAUCUCGUUACUUUUAGUACUAUGAUUUAUGUGACAGCUAGCUUUUGGUUUAUUGGCUUUUUUGAAUAUCAAUAUUAUCAAUUUUUAAUCUUAGCACACUCAAUCGUAUAUAUUUUCUAGGAGCAUUUCGAGGGUUCCGCUUGUGCAAUGUUGGUGUAAAGUAUCCUAAAGAUUCUACCAUUAGUUUUGUCUCAACUCGCGCAACAGGAAUUUUUUUCCUAGAAAUGCUCUCACUGAGACUGUCUUUCCUAAUGUUCAAUCCCUAAAAGGAAAAAAAGGUGUUUGGUUUAGACUGUUUAGUGUAUGAGAAUAUAACAAUCAUAGUUAAAUUGUUAAGAUGGAAAAUGAGAGCCGAGACGGAGAGUGUCUUUGUAAUGUAGCCUUUACAUGGGCACCCGAGGGAAAA